AUGCUAGUACUAAAAUGGCACUAUUCAACAAAUUAUUUAUACUGCCUUGGUGUUAUCCUUCUCGUUCUUCUUCCUCUCUCUAAUAAAUCCUUCCUUCCCUUCCAAGUUUUCUGUAUUUUUUCCCUUCUCAGUGAAAAAACCCAGAAGCCUAUAUUAUUCUCUCUUCCCUGCUUUCAACUAUGUGUAAGGAAGCUGAUCCCUCGAGAAAAAUCCUGUAGAAAAUGGCUUGUAAACGCUCUUUUUUUCUUUCACCUAUGUCUUUGUAACAGAGCAGAACACAGACUCUUUCUUUCUGUCUGUCUUUUCUCGUUCGUUCGUUCGUUCGAGCUCUAUAGCUAG
Molecule: messenger RNA, 339 nt
Organism: Eremothecium cymbalariae DBVPG#7215
Lineage: Eukaryota; Fungi; Ascomycota; Saccharomycetes; Saccharomycetales; Saccharomycetaceae
Exons: 1
Coding region: 1-339 (112 amino acids)
Source: RefSeq, a predicted model, not a curated record